Schizosaccharomyces japonicus yFS275 is the source of this 243-nucleotide messenger RNA. Its product is annotated as extender-the chronological lifespan protein Ecl2. The record is from RefSeq and is a predicted model, not a curated record. The coding region runs from base 1 to 243 and encodes 80 amino acids. Gene Ontology annotation, cellular component: nucleus. The transcript has a single exon. Lineage: Eukaryota; Fungi; Ascomycota; Schizosaccharomycetes; Schizosaccharomycetales; Schizosaccharomycetaceae.
AUGGAUUUGGAUUACUGCAUCAUCUGCGGAAAGGCCACCUCUGGCAACCUGUACUGCUCCCGCGAAUGCCACCUGCAGGACUGCCCGAGCUCCUGCACCGAUACCGAGUGCUGCGUGUACAGCCAGUCGGCCGAGUUCCAGAUGCUCGCCUCGCAGCACCUCGACCACUUCCGCCGCCGCUCGUCCGUCAACUCGUCGUCCAUUCUGAACGGCUUCAUUUCGUCGCGGUUGACGGCGCUGUAG